AUGAAAGCCAAACUUGACCUACACCACAGAAAGGCGGAAAAGGCUAGACUAGAAAUGGAAAAAGACGGUAAUUUGUCACAAAUCCCGACGGCCAGCAUUAGCAUGAUGUCUAUAGAUUUAGAACAAGUUUUAUUUUUGCCAACACUUACACAUACGCAGAUGUUUUAUAGCAGACAGCUUUCGUGCUAUAAUCUAGGAAUACACAUAUCUGAUACUGGAACUGCUCAUAUGUGUCUUUGGGACGAAUCCAUAACAGGUAGAGGAGCUAAUGAAAUUGGAUCUGCCCUUUUAAAGUGCCUUAACUUGCCAGCUUUGAAUAUGAAAAAAAACUUAGUGAUUCGGUCGGAUAAUUGCAUAGGACAGAACAAAAACAAAAUGUUGCUUUUUUUGUUCAUAUAUUUGGUCCAUAAUGGAAAGUUUGAAAAAAUUGAACAGAAAUUUUUAGUUUCCGGGCAUUCCUAUUUGGCAUGUGAUAGGGACUUUGCGCAGAUUGAGCGUCGUAAAAGAGUCACAAAAAACUACGUACCGGAUCAUCUUGAAAAAAUGAUUAGGAGUGCACAACAUAAAAAUCCAUUCAAUGUCAUUCGUAUGAAUAGAGAAGAUUUUAAAAAUCUUCAAGAGAUUUCCGAUAGCUUUUUAAACACGACCAAACUGACUAUAUCCAAAGCCUGUUGGAUAGAAGUUUCUAAGAAAAAUCCAACUUUAGUCAGAACAAAAACAACGUUUAACGAAAUGGAAGAAUGGACCUCUUGUAACGUUUUAAAACGAGGCAAAACUUUGAGUGACCUUAAAACAACACCGUUGCCACAGUUAGAUUGCAAAAACCGCAUAUCUCAGGAAAAGGCCAAACAUUUAGAAGACAUGUUAGAUUACAUACCACUUGCAUAUAUCUCAUUUUAUACCGGUAUCAUCGAAAAAACCAAGCAAAACAAUCCAGAGUAA
Molecule: messenger RNA, 942 nt
Organism: Acanthoscelides obtectus
Lineage: Eukaryota; Metazoa; Arthropoda; Insecta; Coleoptera; Chrysomelidae
Source: the annotation of a GenBank genome assembly